This is a messenger RNA of Phaethon lepturus (White-tailed tropicbird), 1374 nucleotides long. It is a transcript of the gene KHDC4, whose product is annotated as KIAA0907 ortholog. The record is from RefSeq and is a predicted model, not a curated record. The transcript has 11 exons. Gene Ontology annotation, cellular component: nucleus. Lineage: Eukaryota; Metazoa; Chordata; Aves; Phaethontiformes; Phaethontidae. The annotation marks the transcript as partial. Gene Ontology annotation, molecular function: RNA binding.
AGAUCGUCCUCUGUAUCUUCAUGUCCAGGGUCAGACACGAGAAUUGGUUGACAGAGCUGUUAACCGAAUUAAAGAGAUAAUUACUAACGGAGUAGUGAAGGCAGCCACAGGUUCUAGUCCAACUUUCAACGGAGCUACGGUUACUGUCUAUCACCAGCCAGCCCCUAUUACUCAGUUGUCUCCAGCAGUUGGCCAAAAACCUCCAUUCCAGUCAGGGAUGCAUUAUGUUCAGGACAAGUUAUUUGUUGGUCUGGAACAUGCUGUACCUACAUUUAAUGUGAAGGAGAAGGUAGAAGGGCCUGGCUGCUCCUACUUGCAGCAUAUUCAAAUUGAAACGGGUGCCAAAGUCUUUCUUCGUGGGAAAGGCUCAGGUUGCAUAGAACCGGCAUCGGGCAGAGAAGCUUUUGAACCCAUGUACAUCUACAUCAGUCACCCAAAGCCAGAAGGUUUGGCAGCUGCUAAAAAGCUGUGUGAGAAUCUAUUGCAAACCGUUCAUGCUGAAUACUCCCGAUUUGUGAAUCAGAUAACCACUGCAGUACCCUUGGCAGGCUUCACACAGCCUGCCGCUAUAAAUAGUGUACCUUCCCAGCCAUCGUAUUAUCCUUCCAAUGGGUAUCAGUCUGGUUAUCCUGUUGUUCCCCCUCCUCAACAACCAGUUCAGCCACCAUAUGGUGUACCAGGCAUAGUACCACCUGCAGUGCCAUUGGCACCUGGAGUCCUAACAACACUACCUACAGGAGUUCCGCCUGUGCCAACACAGUAUCCAAUAUCUCAAGUACAGCCUCCAGCCAGCACUGGCCAGAGUCCACUGAGCAGUCCUUUUCUUCCUGCUGCCCCAGUAAAAACAACCAUGCCGACUGGUACACAGCCACAAGUCCAACCCCAUCCCCAAGGUCAGAAGAGACGCUUCACUGAAGAACUACCGGAUGAGAGAGAGUCAGGACUGCUGGGAUAUCAGCAUGGACCCAUUCAUAUGACUAAUUUAGGUACAGGCUUCUCCAGUCAGAGUGAAAUCGAUGGAGCCGGAUCGAAGCCAGCAAGUUCCUCAGGAAAGGAGAGAGAGAGGGACAGGCAGUUGAUGCCUCCGCCAGCUUUUCCUGUCACUGGGAUGAAAUCAGAAUCUGAAGAAAGAAAUGGUGCAGGGUCUUUACCAGGCAACCAUGAUCAUCAAGCUAAGAAGAUGAAAACUGCAGAAAAGGGUUUCGGAUUAGUGGCAUAUGCUGGAGAUUCCUCAGAUGAAGAGGAGGAACAUGGUGGCCAUAAAAACGCAAGUACUUUUUCACAGGGAUGGAGUUUGGGAUACCAGUACCCUUCCUCACAACAGCGAGCUAAACAACAGAUGCCAUUUUGGAUGGCACCAUAAAAGCUGCAGAA